AUAAUUUACCAAGAAGGGGGGGAAAAAAACACACCACACUCAUAGCCUGAAAACCGGUUCUGUUACUUAAACGAAGAGCAAACGUUGCUGGAGGGGGUGAGAGACUUCAGAGAAUCUAGACCAAGGAGGUCCAGCCUGGAGCCCAAAUAACUCGGGCGGCGGGAGCGAGGAAAAAAGGUCUGUGAACCCGGGAAAGGCCAGCAAAGGCGCCACUUUGCCAGUUAAAAUCUGGCAAACGACUUACGGGCAAACCAAGCGCCAAACCUGAGGAAACCUUUGGAGGCGGCAAGCUCCCCGCCGUUGAAAAGGGCAGCACGAAGUGUCCCGGAGGGGCGCGGUUCAUUCUUUACACUUCGUGCAAAACGGACCGGGGGAGGGAAGAAAGAAGCGGGGGGGAGGAAAGAGAGAGAAAGAAAUCACACGUUGGCGGAAGAAGAGCACAUUCUCUACAACCCCGAAGGCACAGAAGUUUUCUCCUGCGGGCGCCGAAGCUCUUUCUCCUCGGCCACCUGGGCGCUUUUCCUCCUCGGGCGAAAGGGGGGGGGGCUCGCGUCCGUCCCGAAAGCGGAGGCUGCGGCCGAGGCUUGUGCGCGCUCCCGGGGAGGAGCCAGGCAUUUGUGGCCCGAGGGCCGAAGCGCGCGCUCUCCCCGGCAGCCGGUUUGCCUGGGGCAGGACUGCGCUGGAGAGCAGAGCGAAAAGACAGACUAUGAAGAGAAGCGACCGGCGGAGUUCAUCGUUGGCCUGCUGUCCCGAGUAAGCCGGUAGCUUCCUGGGUCUGCCUUCUUCAUUGCUUCCAGCUUGCUUAGAAGCAGUAAUGGCAACAGAAUGCAUUAAGAAUUGUUGUAGAGGAUGUUUAUAUGCUAACAAAGAAAAACAUAAUGCCUCUCUGGAGAAACAGUCUACAGUUACUGACAAGUAUACAUCAAAAGUAGUGGAGAAACCUCCUUUGUCUUCUGUAUCCAUGAAAAAGCAGGUUGGCUGUUCAGAAGAUUAUCUUCUCUCUAAGUUCCCACCAGGUGGCAAAGAAAUACCCUUUGUAGUUCCUCAGUUCAAACUUGCUUACAUCCAACCUCGGAACCUUAGUAAUCCACACCUUGGGGGACUUCAAGGUUCAGUUGUAACGUCUUUCAGUGAUCGGAAAGCAGAACUUUCCAAUAUAUACCAUCAAAGACCUCCUGCUGAUGUGGUGUAUAACCCAUUCUAUAUGCAACUGCCACCUCUUUCUCCAGAUUUCAGUCAAGACCUCACAGAAAAAAUGGUGAACAAGAGAUUAUAUGGGUCAGUUUGUGAUUUAAGAAGGAGCACGUUGCCCUGCUCUUCCUCUUUAAGUCAUUCUAUGUUUGAUCUUACAAGCCCACCACAGCACUUUCUUCAGAGGUAUGAUUCUGCCUCCAGUGUACCAAGCAGCAUCUCCUCCAGAAAGAAUUCACAAGAUACAAUUACAUUAUCAGGUGACGAAAGAGAAUUUGGCAGGCUGAACGUGAAGGUGUGCUACCUUUUUUCUGUAGAACAGAUAUGGAUCACCAUCUUGAAAUGCAAAGAUUUGAACUGGUCAUCUACUUGUGAAGAACAUCCUCAAAUAUCCAUCAAAGGAAUCCUCACCCUACACAAACCAGUGCAGUUCAGAUGUUUAGCAAAAGAAGCUUCCAAUGACAUUGAGUUCAUGGAAACCUUUGUGUUUGCUAUUAAACUGCAACUUCUCCAGACUGCAAGACUUGUGUUCAAAGUACAAUCCCUAAUUCCCAGGAGAAAAACUAUAGGAGAAUGUAUUUUGCCCCUGCGAGACCUCAGUUCACAGGAAGUGGAUUAUUGGCUGAUGAUAACACCUCCUUCCAAAGCUUUAGUGUGUUCUGCAGAAUUGAAAAUAGGCACCUGUUUUCAAGCAGUAAACAGCCGGAUCCAGUUGCAAAUCCUAGAAGCUCAGAACCUUCCAAGUUCAUCCACACCAUUGUCUUCAAAUUUUUUUGUAAAGAUUGUGAUGCUCAGCACUGAAGGAUUGGUUGAUAAGAAAAAAACUCGUUUGCUGAAAUCUACUAACAGUCAAGUAAAAUGGGGAGAAACCCUGAUGUUCCCUGUGAGCCAGAAUGAACAUGGAAUAAACUUUCUCAUCAAACUCUAUAGUAGGAGCUCAGUGAGAAGAAAACAUUUCCUGGGACAGGUUUGCUUAAGCAGUGACAGCAACAGUGCAGAAGCUGCUGAUCAAUGGAGGGACACAAUUGCUAAUCCAGAGAAGGUUGUGAUUAAAUGGCAUAACAUUAUUCCAGCGUGAUACUGCUUUGAACAGCUCUUUGGGUUCUGAUUUGGACUUGAGCCCUGAGGCUUUUGCACUUAUUUAAAAUGAUCAGCCAUCAGAUAACAAAGAGACAGUAAAGAAAUAUCUAUAUGGAUGCGUACAAUAUCGUCUCUGCACAAGAAAAUCACAGAGGAAGCAACAGAGUUUAAAAAGGAAGCACAAGUUGGAAAACCUAGCAAAGUACAUGAAAAGCCACAGUGAAAAAUUAGUGGCUUGAUUUAUUAAUUGAUUGUUGAUCUAUAAGGCUUACAUGUGAAACAUUUUAAUAUUUAUAUUCUAAAACAAAAAUUAAUUUAAAAACUUUGUAUAGAUUUUAGUGAAAAAUACCAUAGAAGGACUAGCCUUCGAGAAGAUUUUGUAUUAGUGGACAACCAUGUUCCAACUAUUGUUUUGCUUCUAAAAGUAUUCUGUGGACACUUUAUUAUUUCUACCAACAUGUUGAACAAGUGAGCAAGAUAGGCAGGGGAGGUAGAACUAAUACUUUACCAUUUAAAUUCUUGAAAUAAACAUUUUAAGAUAAUUUUUGAGAAUAGUCGUUGUGUUGGAUAGUAAAUUUGAGAAGCGGGCAGGGAAAUAACAAUUCUUUUGUUAAUCAGUUCAAUUUUACAGUUCUUCAGCAUAAAAUUUGCUUUAUUGUUUUGAACAGAGAGAUAGAUUAAUAAGAAGUAUUCCAAUGAUGAAAUUCAGUAGAAUCUGAUCUCAGACUUAGAACUAACAGGGCCCCAGUAUUCUAUGUUUUAGGAAAACUGAAUUCACCAGUCCUUAUAAAAUGAAAGAAACAAAACAAAAUAUGCAAUCAUCAUUCUAACCAAUUAUUUUGAAAAAUAAGCACUUUCCCACCCUUCAGUAUUUUAAGAUAACAUAUAAAGUGAUAAAGGCUAAUAGAGCUUGUAUGCCAAACAAGUCCAUGGAUAACUAAAUUGGCACCACUUAUAUAGAUUUGUAGAGUCCCCAGAUUCUCCAGUCUGAACCAUGUGAGACCAAUGGCCAUAAUCAAGCAAUAAUUUCUAGAGAUAAAACCUUUUUAAGGCACAAGGAUCUGCAUUUACUGCACACAAUUCAGUGUCUUGACAACGGAGAUAUUUGGCAAAAAGAUUGGUAGUUGAAAUAGGCACUGUGCAGCAGAUAAGCCAUUGGGGAAAAUGGAUCAGUAACAUCUGAAAAACCUUCAUGGGGAUUUGAAAUGCAGCAUGAUUUAACUUGAAUGCCUUCGUUGCCUCUUUCAUUAGAUUAUCAGUUCACACUGAGCUUUAAAUAAAUAGGAUUCAGUUUGCCUCAAAGCUGUUGCCAUAUGAACCUGGAAGGGCACGUUUAACAUCAACCCUCAUGCUGUUGUGAUCUCAGGAGUAUUUGUCAGAUGAAGCUCCCAAGAAGGACAUGGAACAAUUCAGCCAGAGUUCAGUUCUUUAUUUGCUUUCACAUAGCAGACAGAUUCUUGCCAGACUAAACCCUUACUAGCCCCAGCCUUAUGGAUGCACCCUGAGAGAUUCUAAGGAGUGGUUAUCCUUACUUUCUUCCUCUGUCUCCUCUCCAGCACUGAGGUGUGCUGCCUCUUGUCUUCCUUCUCUUUCUGGAAUAUGCUCUCUCCUUCGUGGGAGACAGUCACUUCCCCCUCUGUGGAAACCAUCUCUCACAAUACCAUUCCUAUUUCUCAUAACAUGGGAAGUACACAGGAUACUUAUAUGCAAUGAUCAGAAAUGAAACCAUACAUAAUUCCAGUAAAUGAAUAUUUUAAAAAAUAAUUAAACUUCAGAAAUUCUAUUUCUGCAGCCUCUGCUGAAAACGUUAGGAAUUGCUACAAGCAGUGUUACACUACUUUAAAAUGUACUGGUUUCAAAAAUGACAAGGCUCGAAUCUGAAUUCUGUUUCAGUCAGACUUGGCUGAUGUUGGUGAUGUAUGAAACAUAAUGACUUAUGAAUCAGAAAGUAUAGUUGUAGAGUGAUUAGCUGGAAGAAUCCAGAUUUUUAUGA
Molecule: messenger RNA, 4264 nt
Organism: Notechis scutatus (mainland tiger snake)
Lineage: Eukaryota; Metazoa; Chordata; Lepidosauria; Squamata; Elapidae
Gene: TC2N
Product: tandem C2 domains, nuclear
Cellular component (GO): nucleus
Source: RefSeq, a predicted model, not a curated record